AUGGACAUCAGUAACAAUGAUUCUCAAGAAACUAGCAAUUACACAACAAUCCUUGACCCGGACGAGUCGUUCAUGGUGUCUUUCAAAGCUGCGGCAGCGGCAGUCACAGAACUGUAUACAAAAGGAGCGAAUCAAAGGCGUCAAGCUUUUCAAAAUGGAUAUCAAAAGUGUUUGGAGGACUUGAUGAACUUUCCGAAUGCUGCCAUGAUGUAUAAUCACCCGAAUCAGCGUGAAAUUGAUAACAUUGACACUGGUCAAGAAGGUGGAAUCGGUACUCUGAUGGGAAAUGAUAGUCUAAAACGUAGAUUGAAUGAACAGAAUUUCAUGGGACGCCCGAUGACGGAUCUUUCAUUCUUUGAACACCCUUUACCGCCUGUCAAACGUGGAAGAUUACGCAAAGAAGAGUAA
Messenger RNA from Ambispora leptoticha, 408 nucleotides. Lineage: Eukaryota; Fungi; Glomeromycota; Glomeromycetes; Archaeosporales; Ambisporaceae. The record is from the annotation of a GenBank genome assembly.